GACAGAUGUUGACGUAUGACACUGGCGCCAAAAUUGGUUCCUGUUUGUUGUUGAGUAUUCAAUAAAUUAUAUUAAGAAAAAAGACAAAAUGAGUAUGUUAUGGGCAGACAAAUAUCGACCAAAAGAUCUUUCAAGUCUAGAUUAUCAUAAAGAACAAAGUGUCAAUUUAAAAAAUUUGACCAAGGAUGGAGAUUUUCCACACUUACUGGUGUAUGGUCCACUGGGAGCCGGCAAAAAGACUCGAAUAAUGUGUUUAUUGAAAGAACUUUACGGCCCAGGGAUAGAAAGAUUAAAAAUGGAAAUGAUGAGUUUCACCACACCUUCAAACAAAAAAUUAGAGAUUAUGACUCUAAAUAGUAAUUAUCACAUAGAAGUUAAUCCUAGCGAUGUUGGUAUAUACGAUAGGGUUGUGAUUAUGGAUAUAAUCAAGAAUGUAGCACAAAGCCAACAGUUAAACGUGAAUGCUCAAAGAGAAUUCAAAGUGAUAGUUUUAACCGAUGUAGAUGAUCUUACAAAAGAUGCUCAGCAUGCGCUUAGAAGAACUAUGGAAAAAUACAUUGCAAAUUGUCGAAUAAUCUUGUGUGCUACUUCUAUAUCUAGAGUUAUACCAGCUAUUAGAUCCCGUUGUUUAUGUAUAAGGGUUCCUGCACCUACAGAAGAAACUAUAAUACAUAUAUUACAAAACACUUGCAAAAAAGAGGACUUGAAUUUACCUACUGAGUUAGCAAAAAGAAUUGCAUUAGUUUCAAAUAGAAAUUUAAGGCGAGCUCUUCUUAUAUGUGAAGCAUGUAAAGUGGAGCAGUAUCCAUUUACGCCUGAUCAAAAAGUUACAGAGCCCGAUUGGCAAGUUUUUAUCAAGAAAACUGCUACGAAAAUACUGCAAGUUCAAAAUAUUGAUACACUAGCAAAAGUCCGAGAAAAUCUAUAUGAAUUACUUAGUAAUGCUAUACCAUCAGAUAUAAUAUUCAAAACCUUACUUGAAGAACUGUUGAAAAAAUGUGAUUUUUCUAUCAAAGCUAGAGUUGUAGAAGAAGCAGCUAUCCAUGAACAUAGAAUGGUACAAGGAAAUAAGGCUAUUUUUCAUUUGGAAUCAUUUGUUGCUAAAUUUAUGUACAUUUAUCAAAAUAUGAUGCAGGAAAUGAUUGGUGAUUUUUAGUUGUAUUUUAUAUUUUCAAUAAAAUUUCAUUUUCUUAAA
This is a messenger RNA of Diorhabda carinulata, 1195 nucleotides long. RefSeq names its product replication factor C subunit 3 (gene RfC38). Gene Ontology annotation, biological process: DNA repair; DNA-templated DNA replication. Lineage: Eukaryota; Metazoa; Arthropoda; Insecta; Coleoptera; Chrysomelidae. Gene Ontology annotation, cellular component: nucleus; DNA replication factor C complex. Gene Ontology annotation, molecular function: ATP hydrolysis activity; DNA binding; DNA clamp loader activity. The record is from RefSeq and is a predicted model, not a curated record. The transcript has a single exon. The coding region runs from base 89 to 1156 and encodes 355 amino acids.